Molecule: messenger RNA, 800 nt
Organism: Epinephelus lanceolatus (giant grouper)
Lineage: Eukaryota; Metazoa; Chordata; Actinopteri; Perciformes; Serranidae
Gene: stmp1
Product: short transmembrane mitochondrial protein 1
Cellular component (GO): respiratory chain complex
Source: RefSeq, a predicted model, not a curated record
CAAAGGCAUUGUUGAUGACGGGCGAGCUUCGUUAGCCCCUAUGUGUUAACCGAGUAGAUUGGUUGACUUCCGCUCGCUAACCUUCAACUUACCGCCUGACUUUAAGUCAGUAAAUUACACUACUGUUACCAAUUCUUCAUUAUUCCACCAUGCUACAGUUUCUGGCUGGCUUUACCUUGGGGAAUGUUGUCGGGAUGUACCUGGCUCAAAACUAUGAUGUUCCCAACAUAGCCAAAAAACUUGAAGACUUUAAGAAAGAUGUUGAAGCGAAGAAGAAGCCCCCAGAGUGAGCCAAGUGGGACCAUGUCGUGAACAAGACGAGAUGCACUCUGGAGACAAACUAUUUAUUUUACAGGGUUAUGGUACAAUGAGUGUACAUUUGAGAAAAGGAUUGAAAAUGUAAAAUAUAAAUGAAAAUAUUUACAGUGCCUGGAGCAGUAUUUGUUUCCUCCCUUAGUUUUAUAGGCAUGUUCUCAAUGUAGCCUAUUUUUAUAAGAUAAAUUGUGCAAAGACUGGAUUUAAAGAAUAUUAUAACUGACUGGUGGGAUCACUUUAAGUCCAGUAUCAUGGCACUGUUGGCUGGCCUUUACAAGGAUGCACUGUGGUGUUUUAACUUACACUUAAUAUUCAUUAUCUCCAUAUUAGGUGCAUAUUGUUCUUUGAAGUGAAUAUAGUUGCUCUUUUGUUUUAUUGCAGAAAGUUUGAAGUUUCCUUCACAACAUUCAAAUGUAUCAAUAACUGCCAAAUUUUUUGACAACACCUCUGAAUCAUUCAGUUUACAAUAAAAUUGCUGUUCAUGA